Arabidopsis lyrata subsp. lyrata is the source of this 915-nucleotide messenger RNA. RefSeq lists its product as uncharacterized. Bases 7 to 876 code for a protein of 289 amino acids. The transcript has a single exon. Lineage: Eukaryota; Viridiplantae; Streptophyta; Magnoliopsida; Brassicales; Brassicaceae. The record is from RefSeq and is a predicted model, not a curated record.
GGCAUUAUGAUCCUGUCUCCAAGAAGCGGUGGUUACCGCAUCUUUCUCAACCCUUUAUCUCCGUAUCCCCUGUUUACCGAGCUCAUUCAUGUACAAAUUAUCAACUUUAGGGAUUACUUCCAUACGCUCAAUGCUUUGAAGCUCAGGUCUGGUUACUUUCUUUAUGUGUUAAGCCGACUACAAGCUUUGUGUGGAAUUCUUAAUCUCCAUGGAAUAGCCCAUGUGAGAGAGGAUCCACCUGUUCUGUUACGGCUUUACACUCAUAUUUUGCGAACCCUGGUUUUAGCUUCCUCUGGUAUCUUGAGGUAUGAGUUUCUUUGCUUGAAGGACCGUGGUCUAAUGCUCUUAAACCCUCCCUGCAGGAUCUUUGAUGGUGGUUUUGGAAGCUUUUCCAAUGACCACUCGUCAUCAAGCUCUUCUGACGUCUUCAAGUUAUACGUUUUCAAUACCACCUCGUUUUGCUAUGUUUUGUCUAAGCUCAAUUCUAACUCCACAACAAUUCUAGCAAGCAACGUCAACCACCAGAGCACCAUCACCUAUGCUCGAACCUUUGUCAAAGCACUACUUUGUGUAGUUCUUCUCGUGCCGGCGAGAUUCAAGUCUUUGGCCCCUUCACCAACGCCAUCUCGUCUCUUGACAGUGGCAAUUUGUUCAUCCAUUGACUUGUUCUUGGAAGAAUUGUCGAUAAACUUUGACCUCACAUGUACCAAAAAGCUUUUUAGCUUUUGGCUCAAAGCUCUCAAGGAUCCUUUGUCGAUUAACCUUAUCUAUCCUUUUAUCUUUCUUAUGGUAACUUUGGGGUAUGCCCCUUAUUAUUGUGCUUUAAACUUUGGGAUCUCAGAUCCCUUCUAUCUCUGUAUUUGGCUUCUACUCUAAUGGAAUGAAAACAAAUCUUUGUCCAAAAAAAAAAAAAAA